Staurois parvus is the source of this 282-nucleotide messenger RNA. NCBI's taxonomy places the organism in Eukaryota, Metazoa, Chordata, Amphibia, Anura, Ranidae. The record is from the annotation of a GenBank genome assembly.
AUGACGCUCCUCUGGGCAGCAAUUCUGCUUUUACUCUCCGCAGCGUGCGUCACGUCCAGUGAUGACAGCGAGGACAGCACACUGGUGGGCCCAACAGACAAUUCUACCCAGGGGGAUGCAGAUGACUUCUUUGAAGGCUCUGGUGGUUCUGGUGUGGAACCUCAAACCGAAUUUCUGGACAACGGCUCGGAGAAGGCCAGACCAGUCCAAGAGAUGAUUGUAAUCACGGGGUGCAUUAUAGCGAUGUUCUGCACAGGAACUCACAACGCUUUCCGGUGGUGA